Penicillium coprophilum is the source of this 2439-nucleotide messenger RNA. RefSeq names its product DUF3433 domain-containing protein. The coding region runs from base 1 to 2439 and encodes 812 amino acids. The transcript has 2 exons. The record is from RefSeq and is a predicted model, not a curated record. NCBI's taxonomy places the organism in Eukaryota, Fungi, Ascomycota, Eurotiomycetes, Eurotiales, Aspergillaceae.
AUGACGGACCCGACGAGAAACUUCAGCCUGCGCAACGUUAAUACAAGUAAACCGCAACUUGCUCGGACAGAGUCUCAACGAUCCGCAGCUGCAUCAGACGACUACUAUUCAUUCUCAGAUCGAGCUCUAUCUAGUACUGAGAGUCUAGCAACAGUCAUGCAAUUUAGAACUGCAGACUCUCAUGCACCAUCACCCGCCAUGUCGCAAACACGGCUUGCCCAAGAAGAUCUUGAGUCCCAGCGCCCCCCAACAUCCAGCACGGUCCGGUUCGCAGGAGACAGACCGGCUAAUAUCAGUCCCACAUCCGACGCGUCAAGAUCAGAGGGAACUUCUCGCAGAUCACCCAGUGACUACCCUGGACCAGCUCCGACCCCAGGCCUUGAUGACUCCCCAUACGUCCGGUUUGCAAUCGACCAGAUCACCCAAGACAGAGCUCGAGGGAUUCAAAGGAAUGACUCUAUUUCCACCACCACGACAAGUGACUACCCAAACGAUAGGCUAGUAUGGGAUGAGGGACUCGGUUAUUUCACCCGCACCCGCACCCCCAUUCGACAUGACACUCCACCAGCGAGACCUUCAUAUACAUCUCCUUCACCACAAGCUUUGCCGCAAAGGCCAAUGUCAGUGGACCCCGAGUCCUUUAUGGCCGUCGAUGCGCCAGAGCAGAGUUUGCUAUAUCCUCCUCUUGAUUACUUGCCUCUUGCCCUGCGACCCUGGGCUUUGGCGCUCAUGAUAUUUUGUUGUUUGCUCAUGACGGCUGGUAUAAUCUUUUGCAAUAUUUGGUCCCGCGGUGAGGAAGGAUUAUGGAACUACGCGCGUCAAGGUGGUUCGAGGUAUUUUGUGCUUCAAUUCCUUCCACAGAUUGUUGCUGCACCCAUCAUCAUCUGGUCAUUUGUCAUUCAGGCUGCAGUAUAUCGCAUAGCACCUUUUUCUAUGAUGUCAGCUGAGCGCCAGCAAGGCCUGGUAAUGCACCGCCUGCCCAUCUUGUCAAAAAACUUCAUCUUCCCUGAUUUCUCCCAUUUCCGACACGGUGAGGCCUUGUUCGGAAUCUCUCUGUUCACGAUUUGGCUUUCAAAUUUCUUUGCCAUCCCUCUCCUCAGUUGUCUCUUCCAGGCAAAGUACUAUAUCAUUGACGGGCAGGGUGUCUGGAGAUGGGCUUCGGUUCAAUCGGUGGGCUGGACAUUGGUUGGGUUGUAUGGUGUUCUGACACUCGGCCUGAUCAUGCUAUUUGUCCGUUUCGUCAGCGGCUGGUCUGGGUUGAUGUGGGAUCCCACCAGCCUGGCAGAUUUGAUCUCGAUCAUCCAGCGAUCAAACAUUCUUCACGAUUUUGAGCACUCCGAGACAGUCCCCUCAGUUCGAGAAUCGCUUGAUCCCCGCAUCCUUCGACUGGGCUAUUGGAAGCUCUCAAGCAAAACCGAGAUAUUCUACGGAAUUGGUGAAGUGGACGCUCCUGUGCGCACCCCAUCUCUCCACCAGAAUGGUAAGAACCGAGAGAACCAGCCACAUGGACUUGCCAAGGUUUGCUUUGAUGUUGAGCACAACGGUGCAUUCGCCAAUGACUCGAACGGUAACCACCUCUACUCGGCAACCGCCCGUUACCGUUGGACACCUUGGUUCCUACGUAAAGUCUCGGUAUUUAUUUGGAUUGCCAUUGUCUUCGCCCUCUUCAUCGCUUUCGUGGCUGUUAGUUUUAUCAAUCACGCCAUUGAGGGCGGGUUCCCUCCCAAGCUCCCAACACUCCCAUCGACAAGUGCAUUCUCAUCCUCGAAUUUCCUAUACAGCUUCCUACCAGCCCUCAUUGGCAAUGUUCUCUUCCUUUCUUGGCAACCGGUUGACGUAUACUUCCGAGCUCUCCAGCCAUAUGCCGAGCUCUCAUCCCCCAGCGGCGCAUCUGCCGAAAAGAGCCUUCUGCUCUCUUACCCAUCCUCCUACCCAAUCCAAGUCACUAUCCAGGCCAUCUUCAACCGUCAUUUCAAAGUGGCCUGGAUCUCUCUCAUGAGCCUACUAUCCCUCGCCAUCCCCAUUCUCGCCGGGGGCGUCUUUAUCGCCCUUUGGUAUCCCUCUCAGGACGAUAUCCGCAUUUCGGCCUUUUUGCCCGCAUUCUACGCUUUAAUUGCUGCCUGUGGCCUAUAUGCCGCGUCAUUUGUGGCAAUUUGGCCGGGUCGUGGUCGCUAUCUCCCACACGACAUCUCCACCUUGGCCGAUCUGAUGAGUUAUAUUUAUCAGUCCCCUCUUCUGUCCGAUAAGAUCCUGCGCGAGCCGAGAAGCAAGACUGACCUCGUCACUCGUCUUAUCAUUGCGCCGCCCUCUGAGCGCGAUAUGCCUCUGUACGGCUUUGGCAUUUAUGUCGGUCGUGAUGGUAAGGAGCAUCUUGGUAUCGAUCGCUUCCAUCGGCCUGGUCGCACUGAUAUGCUCAUUACCACGGGCACUAUGAAAUAA